Molecule: messenger RNA, 2239 nt
Organism: Contarinia nasturtii (swede midge)
Lineage: Eukaryota; Metazoa; Arthropoda; Insecta; Diptera; Cecidomyiidae
Exons: 3
Coding region: 649-1545 (298 amino acids)
Source: RefSeq, a predicted model, not a curated record
ACAGAACUCUGAAUAAUGAUUCGUCUUAUAUUGUGUUUAUCUGAACGCAAAUUGGCAACGUAAACGUCAUAGUCGUUGUUCUCGUUAGCAAAGCACACGUAAGACAUAUGUGUACAUGAAACAAGAUCAGUGCGUUCAUCAUCUAAUAAGUAAUUUGUAUGUUUGAGUAAAUCUGUUUUAUUUUUCAUUUCUCUUUCUUUCAUUCGGUUUAAUCAAGGAAAAACAACAACAACAAUAACAACGUCGUUUCCACUUGUGUGUGCUCACACUAAUUUACUCUCAGUCAUUCGAACAUUGUUUUCACUGUUGACGUUUCACAUUUCGUUCAAUAGAUAUAUCAUAUUUACUUUUUCUUUUAAUUCACAUUACUCAUUGUACGAAACUUUGUGCACUGUUUUUCUCUUUCUCUCUCGCUCUCUUUGUUUUAGUGAAAGGCAAUAAUAAUAAAAUAAUAAAAUAAUGUUGAAAAACGAAUUAAAUGAAAUUGCCUAAAAAAUGAAUAGUUGCCAAUUGAAUUUGCUUGAAAGAUCAAUGUGUAAUUUGUGAAACAGCACAUAGAAAGUGAACGAAAUAUAGUAUACAACGAAACGAGAAGAAGCCUAUCUUAGCCAUUAAGGAUUAUUUAGAUGAUUUUUUCAUUAAUUCGGAAUGAAGCGACAAAGAGUGCGAAAUGCAGAAUAUCGAGAGUUAUUGGAACAGAACGAUGCGGACGAUUAUGAUCAACGAAAUAUUCAAUUGCAGAAUCAACAGCGUAAAUUACGUCGAGAGAAUGUACUCGAGGCUCAAAUUCAACCCGGUGACACACUCCAAGCAAUUGCAUUACGGUACAAUUGUACGAUAUCCGAUUUGAAGCGUUUGAAUAAGAUCGAAAAAGAGAUUGAGAUUCAUGCACGGAAAACGAUAAAAGUGCCAGUGAACGCGCAUACAAUUUUAUUGCAAACAACGAAUUUUGAUGAGCUUCCAAUUGUUCACAAAAGUGGUCAAAGUAGUCCGCAUCAUGGAGGCGACAGCAAUGCCAAUUUAAAUUUUAGUUCUAACGAUAAUAUUAUACACGACAUAGCAGCAAAUACAUCACAUCAAUUACCAAAUAACAUUUUGGACGAGAAAUUAUUGGUGGCAUCGGUUAGUUUGGCAUCAAAUGCACGUCAUAAAUAUUCAACAGCGUCCACGUCAGGGAAUAGCUAUCGAACGAUAUUGGCAACGGAUGGCAGUAAACGAUUAAAUGGAAGCACAACCGACGAUAUCGAUCCAAACGAUGAUGAAUUUAAUUUUACCGAUCCUUUGAUCACACCAUUAGCCGAACCCAACGAACUUUAUACGGAUGAUCCGAGUAGCAUCACACGUCAUAGUGGACCGCACGCAAUUCGAGGAGCACCACGCAAUGAUUUCACAUGCUCUGGCUCUGAUUGUGAUAUUUCAUGGAUAUGCUUGCUAGUCUUUAUAUUGGCAUUAUGCUUUGCAAUUCCAUUAAUUUAUGUCAUUUAUAUAGCCGAACAUCCGGAUAAAUUCCAUCUAAAGGACACCGAAGCAUUUGUAAAUGGAUAGUCAUUGUAUUGUGUAAAUUAAUCUACUGUUAACAAACAUUUUUACUCAUAUAACUCCACUAAAUAUAAAAAAAAAAAACAAACAUUGUGCUCGAUUUCUAUUCGAGCUUGACUAAUUCGAUGUAUGUAGAAGAAAAACGGAAUGCGCAAGAAUGAGUCAAAAUGAGUCAAAAUGAAAAAAGAAUAAAAUUGUUAAAGUUCCAAUAUGAGCUUCAGUUUUGCAUCUUGCAUUGAUUGAUAAGAUGACUGAAAAUUGAUGAAAAAUCAUGUUGAUAAUUUUGUUUAUAAUUUUUUUGAGUUUCGAUAAAAAAAAAUGAACUAAGUGCGUUUUUUUGUACAUAAAUGAUAUCGGUUAUCAUUGAAGGAAAACAAAAUUAAAUUAUGAUGACUCCAAUGCACGAAAUAUGCUAUGAUCAUUGGCCAAAAAUUGGUCGUUCAUUGUUGUUGGCUUCGAAUUCGAAAAGAUGCGACACAAAGUAAAAGAUUAAAGCAAAAAAAAAAGAAAAGAAAAUGAAAACGAGUGAAUGUGUUUCGUACCGAGUGCCUUUUCAGCGUAAAUCGGCAACCUAUAUGAAAUAUAUUGCGUGUACGUAGAAUUUGCUGUUAUUGGGGUUAAAUACAUAUUUGUAUAUUUUAUUAGAACGAAAAACUAUAAUGAGAAAUGUUCAAAACGAAAAUAAAUGAAGUAAAAUAAA